UUUUGAAGACCCUUUUAUUCUUCUUUCUCAUGAAUUACCACUGGAAAGAUCCUUCCUUUCCUUUUUAAAUUACGAAUUUUUUUCCUCCGGUUUCAUUUAGUGUCUCCUCUUCGCAUCGAGUUUAAUAAGAUGCGGCUGAGACUCGCGGAUUUCGUUUUUCUGGUGAUUCUGUUAUCGUCACUUCAGUCUGGAAUUACUGAUCGAGUCUCCGGAUCUAAGCCUGAUGCUUACGUUACUCUUCUCUAUGGAGAUGAAUUCCUACUCGGUGUUCGAGUUCUCGGCAAAUCAAUUCGAGACACUGGCUCCACUAAAGACAUGGUCGUUCUUGUCUCCGAUGGCGUUUCGGGCUACGCUAAAAAGCUCCUUAAGGCCGAUGGUUGGAUUGUGGAAACUAUAAGUUUAUUGGCUAACCCCAAUCAAGUACGCCCGACGAGGUUUUGGGGUGUUUAUACCAAACUAAAGAUAUUUAACUUGACAGACUACAGAAAAGUUGUGUAUCUUGAUGCGGAUACUAUCGUGGUCAAGAGUAUUGAGGAUCUUUUCAAGUGUAGUAAGUUCUGUGCUAACUUAAAGCAUUCUGAAAGGUUAAAUUCCGGAGUCAUGGUAGUGGAACCAUCCGAAACAGUUUUUAAUGAUAUGAUGAGCAAAGUGAACACCUUACCUUCUUAUACUGGAGGGGAUCAGGGGUUUCUGAAUUCAUACUUUAUUGGAUUUGCAAAUGCACAUGUUUUCGAGCCAAACUUAUCACCUGAUUUGUCAAAUUCUAGACCAGUUCCUGAAAUGGAGCGACUUUCUACUUUAUAUAAUGCAGAUGUUGGCUUAUAUAUGCUGGCCAAUAAGUGGAUGGUAGAUGAGAAAGAACUCCGGGUUAUUCACUACACACUUGGCCCCCUUAAACCAUGGGACUGGUGGACAGCAUGGCUCUUAAAACCUGUUGACCAUUGGCAGAAUGUUCGGGAACACCUUGAAGAAUCUCUUCCAGGAACAGGAGGGGGCAGAAACCCAAAGGACAAUAUUCUAGUCAAAUUUCUAUUUCUUCUUCCCCUGUUUGCCCUGCUUUUCUUUUAUUACUGGUCUUUUCUUCAGAUACAGAAGGAUUUCUUUGGUGUACUGUGUAGAAGCUCAAUGUGUAAUCUAGUUAGACAUCUUCACUACAAAUAUAGAACUGGUGGUGGACUGUCUUAUUCGACUGUUGGUGUUGAUUCCAAUCAGCAGUUCUCUAAUGGAACACAGUGCAAGAUACCUGCUUAUCUAGGUGGAGUCUCUGUUUUUGUCUGCUUCAUUUCUGCUGUGGUGUCCUUGGCACUUGCAGUUGCCAUUGUCCCUCGGCAGGUGAUGCCAUGGACUGGUUUGCUGCUGACGUAUGAGUGGACAUUCACUCUCUUCUUUAUAUUGUUUGGAGGUUAUCUCCAUUUGAUUUAUGAAUGGGGAAAGAUGGCAGCUGCUCAAGCAGGAUGUUAUCCUUCUCGCUCUGAGUCUUCUGACCAUGAUUCUGGAAAAGGUCAUCAACGGCAGGUAUCCACUUGUGAUGUUGCUACAUGGUAUUAUGGCUUAGGGAUGGCAUUUCUGGCUGUAGCUGCGCCUUCACUCCCAUGUCUUCUCGGGGUAACUUCACUGUUUGUGAGGUUAGGGUUGAUGGUUGUAGGAGGUCUUGUCUUAGCUUCUUUCAUGACAUAUGCUUCAGAGCGCUUGCCAAUCAGAGCAUUCUUGAGAGGUCUUGAAGAUCUGGACAUUCCACAUCCAAGAAACUCAUGCUUCUGCUGACCAACAGUUUUGAAUUGAAAUUGUAACCUAUUAGCAGCAUUCACUAAGAUCCCCCUCCCCCC
This is a messenger RNA of Telopea speciosissima, 1826 nucleotides long. RefSeq names its product inositol phosphorylceramide glucuronosyltransferase 1-like. The transcript has 10 exons. The record is from RefSeq and is a predicted model, not a curated record. Gene Ontology annotation, molecular function: glycosyltransferase activity. Bases 130 to 1764 code for a protein of 544 amino acids. NCBI's taxonomy places the organism in Eukaryota, Viridiplantae, Streptophyta, Magnoliopsida, Proteales, Proteaceae.